AUGGCGGACGCUGCCCCCUCGCGCGCGUCGACCCAGACCGCCCCGCGCCUGCGGCGGGACCAGGCGUCGAAGCACGCCCACGUGCGGCACCGGGCGAACCUCGAGGUCGGCCUCGGGCGCAUGCUCGCCGUCGCGGAGAUGCAGCUGCGCGCGACGGCGGCGACGAACGACGACCUCGGCGACGCCCUCGCCGAGGACCGGCGGCGGCUCCUGGACGCGGCCCUGUGCGCCCUCGCCGAGGCGCGGGCCCUCGGCGAGCCGUCGGAGGCGGCGAAGCGGCGGCGGCGGGGCGCGGCGCCGCCGUGGUUCCAGGGCGACGUGCUCCGGCUCGCGCUGUCCUUCGCCGCGCGCGACGGCGCGGCUUUAGGCGCCAUCGCCGCCGUGUCCAAGGCCGCGGCGGCGGCGUCCGCCGGCGCCUGGGCGGACCUCGUGCGCCGCGAGGCGCCGAGCGUCCACGCGGUGCUGGGGAGCGCGCCCGCGCGGCGGCUCCGCCGCGUCUACUUCAAGAACCUGCGCUACGGCCCCGCGACGCCGCCGCGGCCGCGGCGGGUCCACGGCUGCGUCGAGUUCAUCGUCGACGGCGUCGUCCGCGCGUCGUCCGUGGCGGCCUUCGGCGACGCGGGCUCGCGGGGCUGCUCCGUGCACGUCUUCGCGCCGCCCGUGCCCUUCAAGACCAAGGCGGACCGCGUCGGCGGCAACGUCACCUACGACGGCUUCCACCAGCCCGUCGUCAUCCAGGACUUCGAGGUCCGCGCGCUCGCCGUCGCGGACCGCUACGCGUGCUCCUGGACGGGCCACAGCGACGAGCGGCGCGAGUGGCAGCAGAUCCACGCCGUCGACGACCGCGACGAGCCGCGCGACGAGCCCUACUUCGACUCCAUGCUCGCCGUGCUCGAGACGCGCGUGCCCGUCGACAAGGACUGCUCCGUCUGCGCCAUCUACCGGUCGCUGUUCGGACGGGCAUUGGCGACUGUCGCUCUCGAGGCGAACAUGAGCGACGACGACGGCGAGAGCACGCGGCCCGACGGCGAGAGCACGCCGUCGAGCCCGCGGCCCGCGCGGGCGCGCCAGCCGUCGACGCUGCUGCGCGGCUUCUUCCGGGACGUCGACCUCCGGCGCGUCGACUGGCAGCAGCGCCAGUUCGAGGCCAAGGCGGCCGGCGGCCGCAAGCGGCCGCGGCCCGGCGGCGGCCGCGGCCGCAAGAGCAAGCAAGAGCACCGCGCGCCCCCGGCGGAGACGCCGCCCGCGACGGAGCUGCCCGCGGCGCUCUUCGCGGCGCGGCCCGAGCGGCCGCCGACGGGCAAGCAGAAGAAGCCCGCGCACGGCCGCGUCGUCGAGCGCGGCGCCGGCGCGCUCCGCGCGCGCGCCGCGCGCUGCGCGCGCGUCCUGCCCGAGCUCGGCGAGUGGCUCUUCGGCGACGAGGCCCAGGCGUCGGCGCGCGCGCGGGACUUCGACGAGCUCGCGCGGCUGUUGGGCGAGGCGGAG
Molecule: messenger RNA, 1485 nt
Organism: Aureococcus anophagefferens
Lineage: Eukaryota; Pelagophyceae; Pelagomonadales; Pelagomonadaceae
Exons: 3
Source: RefSeq, a predicted model, not a curated record